AUGCAUUAUACGGAAAAUAUUUUAGCCGAUGCACAGAAUAGUAAGUUAGUACGACCUAAUAGAAAAACAGCAUUCUUUUUCUAUUAUGCCCCCAUAAAAUACUUUUCAGACCAGAUCCGCAGUUAUGAGCUCUACGGGUUUCACUUAAUACUCUCGUUGCUGUAUCCUACGAUGACCGACAUCGUUGGCAUUAUUGAUAGGGUCAUUUUAUUGGGCCAGCAAAUUGCUGAGCGAUUGGAAGCGUAUAAAGAGGCUGUCGAGAGUCUCUCGAAGCUGGAAAAAAUUUUAAAACUGCUCAAAGCUAUGUUCAAUAACAUUGUUACCGCCAGUAUUGAUAAAGCCUAUAUUGUCAGUAUCAAGGACACCCUUGAACGAACCGAAAAGGUUUAUAUAAAGUGUGUUGGGGACCUUACCAUAAAAGACAAAAAGUCUUUCACUGGAAAGGUCAAGAAAGUCGUUGGAAUAUAUAAAGCCCCCAGUAUUCUAGCUGACAUCCAAAAGUCCAUCAUGGACGUUGAAACCCAUCUUAACAUCACAGAUACUGCUUUGAGUAUCGUACAACGCGCUCAGACUGUAUCCGCAUCAACAAUCGUUUCAACAACUACCUCUACAUCAACUUUAACAUCCGCUUCUACAAACAUCAUAAGUUCGGAAUUGAAAGAUGCCCUUGCCAAUACAAUUGAUGAAUUAGUGACAAGGCUUAAAAGCGAUUGUCAGCAGCUUCAAGAAAAACUCGAACGUUGUACACUUUCCACUGAACCUUUUUUUUUUGCAGGGUUUUCAAGAGAUAAUCCUGAGGCGAUUUCAUUUUGGAAGGACCGUUUCAGGUCUGCUGAGCUCACCAUAUCAUCUGUUGCCCCUUACGAGAAUAUGUACGUUUCAUGGGCUCGAUUUAUUCACGAACUCGAGGUAACCUUUGAGCUGAGUAAUAUUCCAACCGCAACCAAGGAGGAUUACUUCGGUUCCAUCGAUGACAUCCGCCGGUAUGGUAACAGAUAUUACAUCGAUUCAACUGGGACGCGCAAUCUCAAAGACAUUCGACCACUAUGGAUUCCAUCCUUGCGAAAAGCAUUGGAUCCACUCCAUAAAGGCUACAUUAAACCACAUGAUUAUUUGAAUUUCCUUGGUAAAGAUUCGUUGGCCAUCAAAUUGAGGCAAGUCGUUCUCGAUAGCUGUGGAUACGGUACUAUUGUUGAAUGCCAGCGAACAACCAGCGAUAUCUCCCUUCCUAAAGAAAUAGAGAGUCCCGCCCACAGCGUUGGUUGGAUGUCUGCCUGUCAAAUCGUCUCGGUGCCAACAUCGACGGAACUUGGCAUUUUCAUAUACGAAAAGGACAAUCAGAAACGUUUUAACAACCUUAUUGAAAACAUCACCUAUCCUAAAAAUGACAUCUUGGUGUAUGUUCGCUACCUCCAGACCGGACAGAUUGAACAAAAACUUAUCUCAAAGAACGUGCGAAUGCUUGGUGGGCUUCGUACUGGAAUCCCAAUUUCUAUCUUGGAAAACUUUGAAAAUGGUUCAAGUGCAUGGAGUGAUAACCUUUUAAUUGUGGAGCUUAAAGCUUGUGCUGGCGGUCGAUAUAUUGUGACCGCGGGAUCAGGAGACAAUGCUAUUGUAUUUAAGACAAAGUCGCAAACUGGCUUUAAAGAUCGUGCGAUACAGAGUGACCAAUUUGAUGAUUUUGCCGAUCUUCCAGAAUUUGAUUAUUGCAUUUUGGGACCCUCGACGGUUUUUACUUGUGAACCUAAAGUUGGUGAGAAAAUCCAGAUCCACGUGGACGGGUCAUGGUAUGAUGUUAAAGUUACCGAGGUCAAUGGUGAUUCUGUAAAGCAUGUUGCUUGGUCUCCGACUUCCUCAAACAGCCCAAUAGAAGACAUUGAAAAAGAUGAAGAUACUGAAAAAGGCGAAGACGGUGGACAAGAUGAUGAUUCUGAAGGUGAUGGUUAUUACCUUGGCCUCACAGAAGACCAAGAACUUGAACAUAAAAAAAAUCCUGAUAUAUCUUGGUGUCCAUGGACGGAAGGAAAAACGAGUUGGGAUAUCAGGCCUUAUCGAUGCCUUCACGUUGGCGAUCUUGUCGAAGCACCCGUCACAUACCCAGACUAUCAUUUCCGUUACCAUGGCCUUGAAGAGUCACAGCUUUAUCUCCCAGCUCGCAUUAUUGAUGUUCAGGAUGAUCAGUAUAUAAUUAAAUUCAGCCCUGCCGUCAGCGCUUACGCUUGGUGGCCUGGUCGUACUUCAAGUGACGAAUUUCCUCGCGAACCAGGUUCUAAGGAAACUGUUAAGAAUCCAUUUGAUGGCAUACAGGUUACCAUGAAUAUGGAUUGGGUUCGCCCUUACUCUGCUGGACCAAACCCUGUUUUAGGUACGCAGUCAAUAAGACCACAUAGUUGGUCAGCGUUUCAGGGCGUCCAAUUCACAGACUUGCAACAAAUCGAUGAUGAUGUUCUGUGGAAAUGA
This is a messenger RNA of Funneliformis caledonium, 2460 nucleotides long. The record is from the annotation of a GenBank genome assembly. Lineage: Eukaryota; Fungi; Glomeromycota; Glomeromycetes; Glomerales; Glomeraceae.